Molecule: messenger RNA, 216 nt
Organism: Colletotrichum tamarilloi
Lineage: Eukaryota; Fungi; Ascomycota; Sordariomycetes; Glomerellales; Glomerellaceae
Exons: 2
Coding region: 1-216 (71 amino acids)
Source: RefSeq, a predicted model, not a curated record
AUGGUCAAGGAAAAGAUGACCCCUGAGGCUGCGGCCCGUAUCAAGGCGGGGAAUAAGGAUAAGAAGUUCGUUCAGAAGGCUGCGGCUGCUGCGCAAAGAAACUACCCCAAUCACCCGACCUACAAGUCCAGUGGCGGCUCUGGCGGCGGCUCGUCUAGCUCUGGCGGGCAGUCUGGUGGAGGUUCUGGUGGCAGUUCGGGCGGCGGCUCGAAGUAA